Molecule: messenger RNA, 2010 nt
Organism: Mytilus trossulus (common blue mussel)
Lineage: Eukaryota; Metazoa; Mollusca; Bivalvia; Mytilida; Mytilidae
Exons: 2
Coding region: 1-2010 (669 amino acids)
Source: RefSeq, a predicted model, not a curated record
AUGGAAAAGAAAGACUUAAAGACUACAUGGCAGAAAACGGUGAGAAUAUCAACAGAGAGACGGGAAUCAUUGAACUAUUACAAAUAUCUAUGCCAACAGAUUGGAUCGGAGGAAGUUGUGAAAAUGAGGAGGCUAGCUUUAACCAUGAUAGAUAUCGGAAAGCCAUUGGCAUGUGCAUAUAACAUGUAUAAUACAAUAACUAGUGGAAGUAAAGGUGAAGGACUUCAUUUUGAAAGCAGUGAUUUUGAUAUAAUGUUUAUUAAUCCUUUCUUUAAGGUUUAUGAACCAGAAACAGCAGUUGUUUCUAAAUGUUGGUCCAUUCCCUUAAUUAUGAAUACUGAGGAGACCCAACCAUGUUUUACACAAUUACGUCUUAUAAAUCAUCCUUUAUUACGACUACUUUUCACAAAAAUUUGGGAACAGAGUCAUCUUGGAUGUAUGCUUUCAAGUGAACAGUAUAAACUUUUUUAUUUGUCUAUCGCUGAUCAAUUGGUUACAAAUACUGUGAAAAUACAUGGUCCAUGUCUAACAGAUAUAGAUGACCGAUCAGACACUGCAAUGUGCCUAAAAUGUGACCAAUGGAUUAUUCAAGCACAUCCAUGGAUUAAAAGACCACGUAAAGUAUGGCCGUCGACUAAAAUCAUUUCUAAAAUAAUAUCUUGUGGAGUGUUAUUUGUUCCAAUUGGCUGCAAAGGAUCUGUAAAUGAAAAUCUUGAAUGGCGGAUUUCCUUUUCUGUAGCAGAAAAGUAUCUUAUUUUUUCUUUCAGCCAUACACAAUUCUUAUGUUAUGCUCUCUUAAAAAUCUUGUUGAAGGAAAUAAUAGAGAAACAUGCAGAUUUGAAAGGUUUGUUGUGUUCAUACUAUUUAAAAACACUGAUGUUUUGGAUUUCAGAAGAAACAGACUCAAAUGUAUGGCGACCAGAUAAUAUUAUACCGUGUUUUAUGGCAUGUCUUCAAAGACUGCUAUACUGUGUCAAAUAUUCAAACUUGUCACAUUAUUUUAUUCCUGAAAAUAACUUUUUCUACUCACGAUUCAAUGCAAUGAACAAAGAACAGUUAGACACCAUACUUCAUGAUUUAUAUGAGCAGGGAAUUAAUUGUUUAGCUUCUUCUGAAACCCUGAAAGAUUACCGAAUGCAAUCAUACAACAUCACUGCAUCUUUAACAAGUGGAUAUGUUGAAAUAAUAAAUCAAACAUGUUCUUAUUUUCUACACUUAGGGUUUGACCAACUGAUACAUAUUUUGUUAUAUUAUUCCAGAACUGGUUUAUGCAGGGGUUUAUUAGCGUUACAUUUAUCAAAGGCAUGUUGGUUUGCCCCAGAUACUUCAUUAGAUAAAUAUAGCUCAGAAAACAAACACCAAUACUAUAAAUACAAACAUGAUCUCAGUCAUUUACUGAUAGGUGUACAAUCAGAAGCAGUAUCUGGAUGGCUGUUGUUGGCUUCUAUGUUCUAUGUUCAUAAAGAAUAUGUUGCUUCAUUAACUGUUAUAAAUCAUGCAAUGCAGAAAUAUACAGAUGAUAAAAUUUUCACUAAAUCAACAACACCAUCUGAACUUACGUUUGUACAAACACAUCAGCUGAAUCUAAUGAAAAAUGAAAAACUUUAUACAGUGCUAAAGACAUUAACAAUAGAUCCUCUUAUGUUUCAUGAGAAGUCGUCAAUUAUUCCAAAAGAAUUACAACUAGUGGUAAAAUACUGUCAUAUUAUGUAUCCUCCAAAAGCAUUUUCAGAUUUCCUACGCUUCUUAUGUUACUAUCAUCUGCAUGAUACUAAAUCGUGUAAAUAUCAUUUUAAACAACUCUUAAAUACAAUUGUAAACUCCAGUAGCAAGGCAAUUUUGUCAAGCUUCAGUCCACUUAUCAUGUGUGGCAUAGCUCUCCAGCUAAUGGGGGAGAAACAGAUUGCUAGAAUGUGUUUUCAAGCAGUUUAUACGCAUGAUAGUUAUAAAACAACCAAAUGUGCAGCAUCAAGUUUUCUAAAUUUAUAUUCCAGCUUUGAAAAGUGUUAA